Molecule: messenger RNA, 3032 nt
Organism: Symbiodinium sp. CCMP2456
Lineage: Eukaryota; Dinophyceae; Suessiales; Symbiodiniaceae
Source: the annotation of a GenBank genome assembly
AUGCAUUCCGAGGUCCUGUGUAUCUAUGACUUUGUGUCGGAUGUGUGGGCGGCGCAAGCCAAUGCCCAUUCCGACAAGAAACCUCUUCACAUUCUCGGCUACUUGGGCGCUGCCCUGUUGAUGGUUUCCUUCGUGGUAAACAUGAUCAUUAUCAGACGAGUCACUCUAGUUAAUCGUGAAGAGCUCUUCAAAGGAAUCAACAAAAUGGCGCCUUUGCAGUACUACAUAUUCCGUAUUCUUGCCUGCAGCAACCCAGAGGUAAUGUGCAGCUUGCUCAUCAUGACAGCAGACGCAAAUCGGCCGAGACAGCUUCAGGAAAUCCAAGUUGCUAUCCGCGAGAUCAAAGAGUAUGGUUUGGUGUCUCAGACAUUCGAGGACAUUCCACAGUUGUUGGUGCAAGCCUACUCGGUGAUCCUCUGUGUUUACCGUGGAUGGAAGGUUCCUGUGCCGGUCUUGGCAUCGAUCUGCAUGUCUUUGGCAAUGGUGCUUGUCAAGCUGUUGGGGAACUGCUUCGUGCCGGUGGCGGCCAUUGGUGUAACAGCGAGCAAUGCAAGUCUGUCUCAGCUGGCAGAGGAUCAAAAUCGCCGUAUCGUCGGACCAGAUGCACUGUCAGCCAUGCGCAUCUCGAUCCAGGUGGCUUUGCUGUUGGGGAACAUUGUGUUUCUCUAUGAGUCUGGCCCGAUCCCCUUGCCGAUGCAUCUUCCUGCUGGCCAGCUCAUAGGAGUCAUAGCCAUCAUCUCGUCCUACAGUCUGUCAUUUCUUUUCAACAUCUUGUUGGUGCACAGGCUGCGAGACAAGCUUUGGCAUGCAUUGCUACAUGUAGAGCUGGCAGUGGUGUCGUUGUUGUUUGGAAGCCUUCACCCUGCUGCCCUUCGCUUUAUGGAUGACAAGCUUCCACUGCAUGCUGGGUGUUGGUGGAGGCUGUUGCUUGUUGGGCCAUCUGUGCGGGGUGCGACCAUGGUAGCUAUCCUUGCCUGGGCAGUUUGGAAGUCAGACUUCCCAGUGGCUGAGAACAUGUGCAUCUUCUUGCUGAUUCUCAAUGGGUUUGGACUUGCAGACGUGGUGGCUUCCAUCGACGAGGUCCAUGACGAUGUGAGCGACAGUCCAUCUCCCGUGGUCUUCACUAUAGCGCAGGUCGAAGAGGAAGAUGAACGAUUGAACAGGGAGGCCGCAGAGAAAGAAGAGAGGAUCAAGCAGCUUGAAGUGCAUCUCACUCAGUGCGGCUUUGAAGCCUACACUGAAAAACUGGUAAGUGAAGGUUUCUACUCGCCGGAGCAGCUGAUGGAGCUGACUGAGGCUGAAUUAGUGGAGCUGGGCCUCAGCCCGAACGAGGCCGCGAGCUUUGAAACGAGGAUGCAAAGGUUCAACACUGGCGAUGGAGCUAAAGACUUUCUGGUUCAACUUCGCAAUCGGGGCGUUUCUACCGCCAUCCUCGAGGGCAAGUCUGAGUACGAGGUGCUUUAUGGACCUGAUGUGGGCCAGGAACUUCCAAUGCGUGAGAGGAAACUCUUCCUGCAAUGGCGGCAGGAACGUCUUCAAGGUCAAAUCUUGACUGAGGAUGUAGUGAUGUUGGGCAUGUCUGUGCGACGGGGUCCAUCCUGGUGCUAUGAUUCUGAAGACACCACCCCUGAGGAUGGAGAAGGAGAAGGUCGUGUUGUGGCCUGGCGCACUUCAGCUGACCAAGUCAGGGGAAAACCUGAGCUAGCUCCAUCGCUCUGUGGCUGGGUGCGAGUUGAAUGGCUCGUGACAGGGUACCAGAAAAAUUAUCGCCUGGGUGUCAUGGGCGCUGGUGUGACCUUCCAAAGGGACUGUGAUCUCCUGGUUGCCACGGAGGAUAGAGUCAGCCUGGCCGAAGUGCAGAAAGGACAGAUGCAACUUAAGCACCUCAGGUGCACCUUCGGGUACAAGAGUGGCGUGAAAUACCCUCACUACGCCAAGUUUGACGUUCGCAAAGAAGCCUUGGAGAAAGUCGCCGCUUUCCAACAUGGUGAUAUCGUUGUGGAUCAAAAUGAUGCAGAGGCUGCGAGAAGUGUUUGCAUCGGUUUAAAGUAUGACCCAGAAGACCGAACAGUGAAGAUGUGGUUUCAUCGCGAUGGAGCGCAAGGAGCUGGUCUUUACAGUGGUAUGGACUUGGAGAGGAACCUGAAAAUCAUUGCUCGGACGAACAUGGUUGAGACUAGACGCGAUGAGCUCGAGGCAGGAUCCGAUGCAGAGAUUGAGCAUGAUGACCGCGAGUGGGUCAGGCAGAAUCUCCAACCAACUUUGAGGUACAGAUCAAUGGGUGGUCAAAUUCUCGCUGUUGACACCAGCGCGGAGAAGGUAGCUAAGUUCAAGGUGAAGUUCCAGUCAGGGGAUGUGGUUCAGGAUGCGGAAGAUCAUGGCAGGAUGACUUUCAUUGGUGUUGCCAUGGACCCCCGGACUGCAAGUCUUGGUCUUGACUCCCGUGCAUUCAAGAGGAGAUUGGCUGGCGCAGAGCUGUGGUUCCAUGUUCAAGGUGCCCCCGGUGCAGGGGUGGUGAAACAGGGCCACAAGAUGUUGGGCCGCUACACCGUCAUCAAGAAUCAGCCCCUUCAACAGGAUGAAAUUGAAGAGACGCCUACUGAGAAGAUUGCUGCCAUCCUGGACUCCUUGGAUCUGGAGUGCGACUACCAGUUCCAAACAGGCGUGGGAACCAAUGCCACUAUGAAAACCUAUGAUGUUAGACCAGAAGUUGUCAAGAAGGUCACGGGAUGGGUCCCAGGCACUGUACUCUCUUUCGGUGGUCGUACCGACGUUAAGUUGACGCUUAUUGGACUUCGCCCCGAUGACAAUGGACGUCCAAAAGUUUGGUGGCACUUGCAAGAUGCAGAAGAAUGUCAUGCAGGAGCUGGAAUGUUGACGGGGUGGGAGACGGCGAACCUCGAGGACACAGGCCAGCGAAAAGACUUGGAGGAACUCAAGGGGGAGCUUCGUUCGAGAGCGGGACAGUCGGCUGGACCGCCGAGGGAAGCGGAAGCGCUUGCUCAGUUGCUGGCGGCGCUGCAGUCUCGAAG